Messenger RNA from Tarenaya hassleriana, 453 nucleotides. RefSeq names its product polyol transporter 5-like. NCBI's taxonomy places the organism in Eukaryota, Viridiplantae, Streptophyta, Magnoliopsida, Brassicales, Cleomaceae. Gene Ontology annotation, cellular component: membrane. Gene Ontology annotation, biological process: transmembrane transport. The coding region runs from base 1 to 453 and encodes 150 amino acids. The record is from RefSeq and is a predicted model, not a curated record. Gene Ontology annotation, molecular function: myo-inositol:proton symporter activity. The transcript has a single exon.
AUGGUCAUGUCGCUUCUGAUACUGGGCACCUCUCUAACGGUGAUAGAUCACAACGAAGACAAGAAGGUGGCAUGGGCAUUAGGGUUAAGCAUAACGACAGUGAUGACGUACAUGGCGUCAUAUUCUAUAGGGUUGGGGCCUAUUACAUGGGUUUACAGCUCAGAGAUCUUUCCGUUGAGAUUGAGAGCUCAAGGGCUAAGCAUUUGUGUGAUAGUGAACAGAGUCACGAGCGGCGUGAUAACGAUGACGUUCUUGUCUCUGUCUAAGGCCAUAACCAUCGGAGGAGCCUUCUUCCUGUUCGGAGGGAUAGCAAUUGCGGCGUGGGUGUUUUUCUACACGUUCUUGCCGGAGACGAAGGGGAAGAUGUUGGAGGAGAUGGAUGAGCUUUUCGAUAAUUUCAGGUGGAGAGGUCCCAGUGGUGACAGAAAUGGAGAGGUUGAGCUCCAAAACUAA